UCGAGCAGCGAAAAACAGCGACAAAUCGAGUGCGAAAAAAUGUCAGACAUUCAGGUUAAUGUGCAGUGCGAGUGCUACCAUCGUCGGGGCUUGCUCUAUUUUGCCAAUCCAUUGGCCUGGGGACGUCCCUGCGGCCGUUGCCGUCGCAUGAUGCGCAGGAAUAUCGUAGUGGUGCCAACAACAACAACUGUGGCAGUGCCAGCAGCCACCACAGGACCCUGCUGCGCCCACACCCACACCCAAACCACUGUGGUGCAGGGCCAACAGGCAGCCAACUGGCAGAUGCAACAGCAGCAACAGCAGCAGCUGCAACAGCAGCAGCAGCAGCAGCAGCAGCAGCAAUAUGCACCGAUGAACGUCUCUGCAUUGCCACCAAAGUACGACCAGGCGGUGGCCUCCUACUAAUCCCAAGGGUUUUCGGGAUCAUUUGUAACCGGUGGGAAAAAAAAGCGAAAAUCUAAUAAAAAUCGUUGAAGAAACA
Drosophila persimilis is the source of this 481-nucleotide messenger RNA. RefSeq lists its product as uncharacterized. The transcript has a single exon. The coding region runs from base 40 to 405 and encodes 121 amino acids. Lineage: Eukaryota; Metazoa; Arthropoda; Insecta; Diptera; Drosophilidae. The record is from RefSeq and is a predicted model, not a curated record.